CGCGGCUGUUGGCGGCACAAAGUGACAUCUUGUUUGAUCCACAUCAGGGAGUAUUUUGGGGGCUUUUUUGCGGCCACCAUGGCGUGGCCCUGCAUCAGCCGCGCGUGCUGCAUGGCGCGCUUCUGGAACCAGCUGGACAAGGCUGACAUCGCGGUGCCUUUGGUCUUCCCCAAAUACACGGACGCGUCGGAGAUGCAGCACAUCCAGCUGCAGCCUCCGCAGGCUCGGGUCGCCAUAGAAACGCAGCCGGCUCGCGCUGAGCCACGCGCCGCGGCGGCGCCGUCGGUUUCGGCACGCGCGCCGCGGAGGAGCGUCUCGGAGGAGCGCGUGUGCAGCUCAGUGAUGCGCGAGGACUUUAAACCCUGGAGAGUGCGACCGGAACCCAGCUGUAAGCCCAGGAACGAGUACCACGGACCGGACAUCCCGUUCAACAGCGAGACGCAGUACCAGAAGGACUUCAAACCGUGGCCCAUCCCCAAACGGUACGACCACCCGUGGAUACCCAAAGCGCCUCCGGCCGCGUGCGUCAGCGGCGAGCGGAGCAGGCCCAAGCAGCAGGCGGAGGCGGACAGCGGCGUGGAGAAGGGCGCCAUCGCCGACAAGGUGCAGGAGAAAGACCUCCUCCAGGGUCAGGAGAGGAAAAAGAGGAGCAGCAAGAAGGUUGUCCUGAAGCUGGAGGGAGAAGGAGGCCGCGGGAGGGCGGCGGCGGACGCCGUCAACAGGCAGAUCAAAGAGGAGAUCACCUCCGGCAGCUCCUACAGGACUGAAUUUAAGGCUUACAAAGAUGUGCAGCCAGUCAAGAUGAUCCGGGCCAAAUCCCAGUACUUUCCUCCGGAUGAGAGGACCAGCCUGGAGACGAGUUACAGCGCCACCUUCAAGGGCGCACAAGGCGCGCUGCAGCCUGCAGACAAUAAGGCUCUGGAGAGGAGGCGGAUACGCAGUUUGUACAGCGAGCCGUACAUAGACCCACCCAAACAGGUGGACCGCUAUAGUGUCCCUCGCUCUAAACCUAAAAGGUCUGGAGCUACAGCGGUGGAUCAGAGCAAACCCACGAGGAAAGCCAAAGACAAGCAGAGCGCCGCUCUGAGGGGCUCCAAGAAGACGACCUCGGAGAACCAACCCGAGCACCGGCCGGCGGUGGGGAGCAAGGAGAAAAGUAAAGAGAUGAACAACAAACUGGCUGAGGCAAAAGAGGUUGUGCUAAAACAGUACCACUACAUACAACUCUGCCAGCCAAUCCGAGAUAUUGGCUGGGUGCAGACUCUAAAGCAACACCUGUGGGGCUGUGCGCUACCCAAUCCCAGAGACGCUGAAGACGAGGUUCUCCGAUCCAGUCAUCAUCAUUCCCGAGAUGCUGCUGGAGGAGAACCAGAACCACUGGUGGACAGACCAGGACCUCGGAGGAGCGGCGGAGUCGUACGCUUUUCCUUCGACGUGAAGCAAAUUGAAUAGCUGUGAGGGGCGAGC
Molecule: messenger RNA, 1467 nt
Organism: Thalassophryne amazonica
Lineage: Eukaryota; Metazoa; Chordata; Actinopteri; Batrachoidiformes; Batrachoididae
Gene: map6a
Product: microtubule-associated protein 6a
Exons: 5
Coding region: 79-1452 (457 amino acids)
Biological process (GO): cytoskeleton-dependent intracellular transport; regulation of microtubule cytoskeleton organization; microtubule cytoskeleton organization
Cellular component (GO): microtubule; Golgi-associated vesicle; cis-Golgi network
Molecular function (GO): microtubule binding; calmodulin binding
Source: RefSeq, a predicted model, not a curated record